Messenger RNA from Nestor notabilis (Kea), 385 nucleotides. RefSeq names its product serine incorporator 4-like. The record is from RefSeq and is a predicted model, not a curated record. The transcript has 4 exons. Lineage: Eukaryota; Metazoa; Chordata; Aves; Psittaciformes; Psittacidae. Gene Ontology annotation, cellular component: membrane. The annotation marks the transcript as partial.
AAUGAAGCCUCCUACCUCGCUGAGGUCUUCGGGCCCCUCUGGAUGGUCAAAGUCUACAGCUUCGAGUUUAAAAAACCCUCCUGUUGCUUCUGCUGCCCUGAGAAGAUGGAGGAGGAGCUGAGAGGUGAGUUGCAGGGGGGUGUUGGUGGGAGGGCAGAGCCUAGGGACAAGGUGGUCUACAGCUACUCAGCUUUCCACUUUGUCUUCUUCCUUGCCUCGCUCUAUGUCAUGAUGACCCUCACCAACUGGUUCAGCUACGAGAACGCAGUGCUGGAGACCACCUUCACGCACGGCAGCUGGUCAACCUUCUGGGUGAAGGUGUCCUCGUGCUGGGCCUGCGUCCUGCUCUACCUGUGGCUGCUGCUGAGCCCCCUCUGCCUCCGCA